AUCUUGUGUUAGUUAGAAGACAAGUUAAGAGUCAACUAUAUUAAUGUAUGCAGUUGAGCUUGGAGUCUUGAACGAAGUUGCGUGUGACAAUUUUAUCUUUUGAUAAAUACUUUAGACAAUUUUUAAUCCAUUUUUCAUGUGUCUAAGUAUAUCAACAUCAAUCCAUAAGACAGACACUUUGGCACGAUGUAUCAAAACCUUAUCGCUCUGUUAAGGGUACGAAAAAAACAUAAUGGUCAAAGUUUCAGCUUCUUGUUUGGGAGGAAAGUUCAAAGACCAUUAACACUUUGUCCCACCUUCGGAAAUACGAUACACGAUAACAUGUGUUUACAAAGACGACCACACCAAAACAUGUGGUACAAAAGUCCUCAUUUGAGAUUUGUAAAAGAGUUUUGUGUACGCUCUUUGUUGCCACAAAUGUUCAUCUGUCUUUCUCAGCAAAAUCUUUCAAAACCAAGGCUUUAGAUACCUUUGUAAAUAAAACAAAAAAGUUACUUGAAAGUUAAACCAUAGGGUUAUACUUAUCUUUUACCGGUUAUGAGAAUUAGUUUGAAUACUUUGAAAGAUUCAGAUUUGUUAAGGGAUUCCAACUUAAAAUCAAUUAGUAAUAAGUAGGUUGAUCUAAACUUUUUAUAUAUUACUUAAGGUUUUAUUAAAUUUUCGAUGUGGGAUAUUCUAUUCCAAUACAUUUUAUCAAGAUGAGACAAAAUCAAACGUCAUGUUCGUAAAUACUCUGUUUGGUAUAUGCAAGUUUCUUUUUGGUGUUGGUCCACGUAAAUACGUUUGGUCAUCAAAGACGUAAAAUCAACCAACCUACUCUAAGAGAGAAAACACUAACAAACAAAUAAUAAUAAAGAAAUGGAAUUUUCUCCUCUGCCAUAGCACUUAUCGCCACAUCGGAAAUUGAUAGGAUACAUGCAACAAAGAAGUCAACAGUUAAGAGUCUUGUGGCUUUUCUUUCAUUUGUUUUACUUAUUCAAUAACGAGAACUAGUCUCCUCCUUGUUUGUAGGAAACAGUUCUCCACUUUCCCUUGUUCCCAUUUUGUAAGGAGUUAAUGACUCCACUUUCUAAUUUUUGUUAUUUGCUUUUGUACUCUCUAUUUAAAAAAAUGAAAAAGACAAAAAGAGGUAGACUUAUCUACUAAAAAAAAAACGUGUAUUGUUGUGUUCUCUUGUGUGUUUAUGUUUCUAGAUCAACAUUGAUAUCUCUUGGCAAAUGACCUAUCAGAAAUCUAGUCUUUCCUGUCUACAAGGAGUAACAAAAAGUCAACCCGACACAAGUAGUUAAGCUGAUCAAAGAUUGCGUCUAGGAGGUUGAUCCACAGACACAAAAUGAUGAGUUACAUAAUAAACGCGAGUCAUGUGACUAGAGAUUCUUACAAUCAAUCGGUAAUGGAAUCGGUAGCUGAUAUAGGAGAACUUUUAACCGAGUUACUGAGAAAACUACUAUAAACUUUAAAUUAGCCGGGAGAAUUAUCAUAUAAUUUGAGCCAAUUUUUUUUUAAAUCAAGCUUUUGAGUUGAUUACUUAAAUAAAAUUAAAUAUCAGGGGCACGUCUGUCGUAAGCUACAUCUGCCCCUGAAUGGAGUGCCAUGUGGAACUUGUCAAGCUCAUCUUAAACACCUAUUAGUACAAGAACAUAGCCGCUUUAGGAAUCUCAGUGAGCAAGAAGUAUUGACGAGGUCGGUGAGGGAUCUCGCAGGUCAUUUCCCUGCGUAAAACUUAAUUAUCUUCUACCAAACGACUUGACUAUAAACAUUAUAUCUCAAUACAUAAACAUAUCUUUGGACCUUUGUUUUGUUUUAUUUAAUUUCCUCGUACAUGAACAUUGAACCAACUUGGGGACGAGUCUGACGACUGACGUACGCGAUUACAUCAAUUUUGAUCAUUAUGAUCAAAAGGCUAACUGAAUCUAUAAUUAUACGUAACAGUCAACAAUGUGUAAUGAGUGUGUGACAGUUGGGACUUUAUAUGGUAUGACAAAUUUCUAAAAUAAUCGCGUGUUGCAAGUGUAAUCUAUAAGCAUUUAUAAUAUCAUCAGAUUCAGGCCACAUCUUCUAUUCUCUGACAUGCACUUAUCUUCGUUAUCUUAGUUGCCAUACUUACAAUAGAAAAUGGCAGAGAUCUGUUUUCUAGUGCGGUCCAAUCAAACCGCUAUUUUGUAUUGACAUUAGUUUUGACAAGGUAAUUCGUAACUUUUUUUAUAGAAAAGCUCAUAUAGGUAACUCGUACUUAUAUGAACCUCUCUAUUGGUUUACAUGAUUCGUUUUACUCGGAUUUUGUUAAACAUUUUAUCAUGCCGACACGGCGACACAGAAAGCCCUCAACAUGAAGUGUGAGGCAAAUAGACAAACCCCACAUACUACAUUUAUGCAUUUUCCUAUACAGCAAGAUAUAUCAUAUAUGUAGCAUAGUUGAAAAAGCAAAGAAGACGUCAUACAUAACGUAUGAUUCAUUCAAGUAUAUACCCUAGUCAUACAUAUCACAUUAAUUAAACUAACUAUUAGGUGUUAGAAAAAACCUAAACCAAAUCUAACCAACCAAAGUUAAACCAACUCAAGACAAACCAUAUUCUGUUUUAUAAAUAGUGUACUGUCAACUGACGCCAAAAAAAUAGUGUCAAUUAGAAAGUUUUCACAUAUAUUUUAAAUUAUUUAUUGUUAUAUGAAAAUUAUAUUUUUUAAAUACACUAAUUUUAUAAUUAACAUGUUCAAAUAAUAUUGUUAAAGUUGGGUUUUAAUUUAAAAAUUUAUAUUAAAAUAACACUUUUCUGUUAGGAUAGUGAGGAAGUAUUGAACUUAAAUGCUUUUAAUGAAUUUUUCAUCUGGUCAAUGUUAAACUUUUAGUUUUUCAACGGUCAAAUGUUAAAACUUAAAAAAAUGCAUACAAAAGAAUAAAAUCAUCAUUUAUGCUGGAAGCAAAGUGAGUUAAAUUUAGGCCUAACUCCUACGUUACCACAAAGUUGAAAAAUGGUAACCACUAAAAGCAGAUGAUCACAAGUCUACGAAACUAAAUCAGAAAGGCAAAAAGAAAAAAAAAAGAUUCGGAAAGUCCAUACACAUUUUAAAGAAAAUGUUCUAAAAGUAAAUCACAAAUGAAGCAUAAUUUUAUCGACAGAAAAAGCAAAACAUAAAAAUGAAAUUAUUAAACAAAAAGUUAUGUUAUUAUAACUUUAAUGAAUCUAAUUUUUUUAAAUAGAAAGCUCCGUUUAUAACCAAAGUAGUCGCAACUCGCAAGUGAUACUGUAUGAAACCUUGUGCUCGACUGUCAUGCACUUUGUCAGUUUCCGUCGGCCAAAAAAAAAACUGUCAAAAAAACAAUAAAAAGUUUCUCUCUUUCUCUUCUCUCUCUCUGGAGAAUCUCAAGCCGUUUCGUUUCUUCCGCCAAGCUCACGCCUUUGCCGCCGGAUCGACUCUGCUCCGGCGACCCAUUACAGGGUUGCUUGGUAGCUGUGGAGGUUUAUUUGUCUAGCGUUAUCGCUAAGUAGCUUCUGGGUUUGGUUUGGUUUGAUUUAUUGAAAGUCUCCAUUUUUAUUAAGUGAAAGGUAAUUGCUUUCUUGGAGUGAGAGGUCUGAGUUUUCUAGGGUUCUUAUUCUGAUUUAAGUUUAGUAAUGGCGGAACCUGCUAUGGUGGAACGAGGGAUACAUAGCUUAAUAACUGCAGCUAACCAUUUGAAAUCGAGUCUAGAGAAAUCUAAAGCCAUUGGUGUAGCUUUGGAGCGCACCGGUCCUAGAUUUGAUGAGAUUGAGCAGAGACUACCUUCCCUUGAAGCCGCUGUAAGACCCAUACGAGCAGACAGAGAAGCUCUCGUAGCUGUCGGUGGCCACAUUAACCGAGCCGUUGGUCCAGCAGCUGCAGUCCUCAAGGUGUUCGACGCUGUCCACGGACUCGAGAAGUCUUUGCUAUCAGACCCCAAGAACGAUCUCUCCGGCUACUUAGCCGUAUUAAAGCGGUUAGAGGAAGCCUUGAGGUUCCUAGGCGAGAACUGUGGGUUAGCUAUCCAGUGGCUGGAGGACAUAGUCGAGUAUCUGGAAGACCACAGCGUUGCUGAUGAGAAGUAUCUUUCGAAUCUGAAGAAGUCUUUGAGAGGUCUGAGAGAGUUUCAACAAGAGAAAGCUCGCCUUGACGGCGGGCUUAGGGACGCUGCUUUGGACAAGCUUGAGAACGAGUUCAGGAGGCUGUUGAAGGACAACAGCGUCCCACUUCCCAUGGCGUCUCCGUCGCCGUCAUUAGGAGAGCAAGCGUGCAUUGCGCCGUCUCAGCUGCCUGUGACCGUAAUCCACAAACUGCAAGCCGUUCUUGGAAGACUUAGAGUGAAUAACAGACUCGAAAAGUGCGUUUCGAUAUACGUGGAAGUGAGGAGCUCUAACGUUAGAGCUAGUCUUCAAGCGCUUGACUUAGACUAUCUAGACAUAUCAGUAACCGAGUUCAACGACGUGCAGAGCAUAGAAGGGUAUAUAUCUCAGUGGGGGAACCAUCUAGAGUUUGCUGUUAAGCAUCUUUUCGAAGCAGAGUUCAAGCUUUGCAACGAUGUGUUUGAGAGAUUCGGUUCAAAUGUGUGGAUGGAUUGCUUCUCCAAGAUCGCUGCUCAAGCGGGGAUGCUGGCGUUUCUCCAGUUUGGUAAAACAGUUACCGAUUCCAAGAAAGAUCCAAUCAAGCUUCUGAAGCUGUUAGACAUCUUCACUUCUUUAAACAAACUGAGGGGAGACUUUAACCGUCUCUUCGGCGGAGCAGCUUGUGCUGAGAUCCAAAGCUUCACUAGAGAUCUCAUCAAGAAGCUGAUAGACGGCGCGGCGGAGAUCUUCUGGGAGCUUCUGGUUCAGGUGGAGAUUCAGAAGCAGAUCCCGCCGCCUAGCGACGGCGGUCUGCCUAGGCUAGUCAGUUUUGUGACUGAUUACUGCAAUAAACUUGUAGGAGAUAAGUACAAAUCAACGCUCACUCAAGUUCUGCUCAUACAUAAGAGCUGGAGAUCAGAGAGGUUUCAAGAGAAUCAGCUAACGGUUGAGAUUCUAAGAAUCAUCAAAAUGAUUGAGCAGAACAUGGACUCGUGGAUGAAAGCCUAUCCGGAUCAAACGCUAGCUCAUUUCUUCGGUAUGAACAAUCAUUACCAUCUAUACAAGAGCUUAAAGGGUACGAGGAUUGGAGAUCAGUUAGGAGACUCCUGGCUGAAGGAGCAUGAUCAGUACAAAGAGUAUUACGCUACCGUCUUCCUUAGAGACACUUGGGGUAAGCUCCCAAGCCAUUUGAGCAGGGAAGGGCUUAUACUCUUCUCUGGCGGGCACGCCACGGCGCGUGAUCUCGUCAAGAAGAGGCUGAAGUCUUUUAACGAUGCGUUUGAUGAGAUGUAUAAGAAGCAGUCCACGUGGGUCGUGCCUGAGAAAGAUUUGAGGGAGAGGGUUUGUCAGCAGAUAGUUCAAGCUGUUGUGCCGGUUUACAGAAGCUAUAUGCAGAACUAUGGGCCGUUGGUUGAGAAAGACGCUAGUUCGAGCAAGUACGUGAGGUACACUGUGGUGGCUUUGGAGAAGAUUCUCAGCUCUCUUUACAUACCUAGGCCUAUGAGAUAUGGGAGUUUUAAGGGUACACCGCCGAGUGAGAAACUCAGGAACGAUGUUGAUCUUAGACGCACUACUUCAGCUGUUGUAUGAUUGAAGCCAUGUUCCGUUGUCUGAAGAUGUGAUCAUGUUGUGUCUGCUCUUCCAUCUCCUGGGAGGAUUAUCUUCAGUGGAGAAGCAGAUGUAGACUUUUUAUACGUAUAUAAGAUACUGUCACUCUAGGUAUAGCUUUUUAGUCAUUGAUCAAGUCCCCUUAGUUCAUUUAUGUCUUGAGGUUUCAUGUUAGGGGUUAAGAUUAUUCUAUUUAGUGAGAUAGCUAGAAGAUCAGUAAUGUUCUUGUUCUUAAUUGUUGUGCUACGUUUGUGACAUUUUAUGAAUUUUUUUUUUAAAUAAUGGAAAAUGUAUGAACAAAACA
Brassica rapa (field mustard) is the source of this 5967-nucleotide messenger RNA. RefSeq names its product exocyst complex component EXO70A1. NCBI's taxonomy places the organism in Eukaryota, Viridiplantae, Streptophyta, Magnoliopsida, Brassicales, Brassicaceae. The record is from RefSeq and is a predicted model, not a curated record. Gene Ontology annotation, molecular function: phosphatidylinositol-4,5-bisphosphate binding. Gene Ontology annotation, cellular component: exocyst. Gene Ontology annotation, biological process: exocytosis.